This is a messenger RNA of Brassica rapa (field mustard), 11016 nucleotides long. RefSeq lists its product as uncharacterized. The record is from RefSeq and is a predicted model, not a curated record. NCBI's taxonomy places the organism in Eukaryota, Viridiplantae, Streptophyta, Magnoliopsida, Brassicales, Brassicaceae.
UCAAUUAACUUAUUAUAAGAUCAUAUUAUUAAGAUGAUUUAUAAGUAAAUGAAUAUUAUACAUUAGAAUAAGCCUAUUAACAUAAGCUUCAGUAUUAAAUGGCUAAGCUAAUUUACAAAGUACAUAAAUGGGCCUUGCCUUUAAACUAAACCCAUCUGGAAGUCUAACUAUUUCUUCUUCUUUAUCCGGGAAACACGAUGUUACCUAACCAUUCAUCUUCCCCUCGGUGUCUCUUUUAUUUUUUUGUGUCGGUGAGGCAGAGAUGUAUUUCUUCAUCUCAAUUCAUCAACCUUAAACAAUCUCCUAAUCUCAAUCGAAGACUCACCUAACGAAACGAAAAAGAUUGUCCCGUAAGUGGAUCCAUGUGAUCUCUCAACGUAAUUCAAAUCGUCAAGGAUAAUCGAUGAUUGACUUUUUAGAAGUUCUGGCGAAGAUGAAUGACUUGAUUGCAGAAGCUCUGUUUAAAUGCUAGAACACCCAAGUAUCGUGAUCUGAGGAAUCACAGAAUCUACACUGCAAGAAAUGACUUAUUUAGAGGUAUCGACAAACUGCUCUUACUGGAGUAAGAGAGGAAGAGUAGCCAGAAGUGAUCUAUACAAAAAAGCAAGACGGAAGGGAGAAGUACAAAAAUAUGAGAAUCAGUUCUACAAAAGUCAAAGUGAAGGGACAAAAAAAACAUGACCUUUUAAUGUUUUGCAUGAUACUGGAUCGUUCUGAGAACCAAGUACUUCCAGCUAUCCACCUGCAAAUGAAGACAACAACCUUGCGAACAAUAGAAACAUAACACGGUUAUUGGUUAUAGACUACGUCAAUUUUGCAACAUGCCCAACAAUAUUGAUAGGACACUCAACCAUUUUAUUGGUAUUCUUAAAGUAUGGUCCAGUAAUUAUGUAUGUUAAAUAAGUCCAAAAUAUUUUUUUUGCAUUUAUUUUAUUUUGCUUUAUAUUACUAGAAGAAAGUAAGUCCGGGUAAAAAUUUGGAUCUGAAGAACCAAACCGAACUUGAUUUGAAAGUACUACUAAACAUAAAUAAAAAUUGAUUAAGCACUCAGAUGGAUCUAAAACUUUUAAUAUCCAAGUAACCAGACCCGAAUCCGAUCCAAACUGAAAUAUUUUGGAUACCAAAAUCUUAAAAUCACAAUUAUAUACUUAAAUAUAUUAUUUAUUACUAAUUAUAUGUAUAUUAUAUAUUCAAAAAUAUGAAAAUAUCUAAACGUUAUCAAAGUAGUCAUAAGUAAAUAUCUAAAAAUAAUAAAAAAUUGUUCAAAAUUACUGAAAAUACUAUUUGUUCUCCAUCCAAAUAUAUAAAUUGAAUUAUUUUCUUAUGUAAAUUUUGGUAUUUAGUCUUACACUAUUCAAAUUUUUAUGUUUUACUUUAUAUUUAUUUCGGAUUUUGAGGACUUAAGUAUAUUUUGAUAUUUGUUAAAAAAAAUACAUAAUUAAAAUGGGUAUCCGAACUCGAAUCCAAACUGAAUCGACAUUGAUUCGUACAAAAUCCAAACCAAAUUCAAACCAAAAUUUGUAAAUAUCCAAAUCAGACGACCCAAAAUUCAGAGUUUUCGACUCAAACGCUAACAGUUUGAUAGGGAGACUUUUAAACCCGGAGUGCCAACCAAUGGCAAAGAUGAUCAACUACAUGCCAACGGCAUGGAGACUGUAUGGUAGGUAGAGAGGAAUAAACCUAUCUAGGGACAGAUUCCAGUUCAUAUUCCAACGUGAAGAAAAUCUGUUAACUGUGUUGAAGUACCGGCCAUGGUCUUACAACCACUGGAUGAUGCUUCUCGAAAGAUGGACUCCUAAUCCGCGAACUUCUUUCCUUACGACAUUGGAUGUUGGAUCAGAAUCAGGAACAUACCUGUGAACUAAAUCACAUCAGAGACAAUGUACACCCUUGCCAGGAAAAUAGGCCCGGUGGAGGAACUGGCUUAUGAUCCGAAAGUGUCGCAAACAACAGAUUACAUAGCCAAGAUAUGCUUCAAUGUGGAGAAGCCAGCUGUUGAGGCUAAGAACCUAAUAAUAUCUCAAGAGGAGGUGGUUGUUAUCAGAUAUUAGUACAAGAAGAUCCACAGAAUAUGCUUCUCCUGUAUGCGUCUUACACACGUAAAAACUUGGUGUCCUUACAUGAGAAUGAUCCAGCAUAACAGAGGUGAAUCAUCAAAGGAGGGAAAUGCACGGAUUAUACCACAAAACCCGACAAGGAUGGCAGCUAUAGAAGCGUCCCCAAGAUUUCUAACAAUGUUCCCCGAGCUCUCUAGAGAAGAUAGGCAAGCAGCCAUGCAGUACAUAUCGCAUGCUGAUGAGACCGAGAGAAGAGCCAGGAUAUUGCGUGUCCAACAAUCUAUUGAAAAUGCAACUACUGAAGAUAAUGGUCUGCCGAUCAGAAUAUCACAUGACCUACACAAAGAUAAAGGCUUGGUGCUUGGUUAUGAGCAUCAUGAAGAUAGCUCUAGCGAGAGUAAUGUCCAUUGCACAAAACAUGUUGUGUCUGCGCCUGCAGCCUCUCGUCGAAGAGAUGAAAGAGCUGAGCAGCUUGAGGUUCAGAGUGUUACAUCAUCCUUCCAAAUUAAGGGUUCGACGGUUUUCAGAUUAGGGAACAAUACUCCAUUUGUAUUUAACGAUAACCCGAGAUCAAGAAGGAAUGAUCGGAAAAGACCACUGGCAUGGGUUCUAAGAGUGAGACCAAACAAAAGUGUACCUGCUAUUGACGCUGGAGAGCAGGUUUUUUCUCAACAUGGAGACGGGUCAGGAAAACGUAAAUCAGAGGAUAGUAGCAAGAGGAGUGCAGGGGAGAUCUCAGGAGAGGGAUCAAAGAAAACAAACACAAACAAAGAAUUUUGCUUGCUUCCAGUUUGAAACCGCUGCCAUCCCAAUGAGCAUACUGAGCUGGAACUGUCGAGGAGCUGGACGCACUGAGACAGUUCAACGUAUCCGGGAUUUUCGUCGUCAGAUUUCCCGGAUUUUAUGUUUCGUAUGAAGAGAAAGCAAAAGUUGUCUUAUAUGUAGGUUUUAAAGUUAAGUUUGUGUUACGAUAAUCUACAUACUGUUGAGCCUAUUGGGCGUUGUGGAGGCUUAGUGUUGAUGUGGAAAAGUAGUUAUGGAGUUGAUAUCCUUUACAGUGAUAAAAUGAUAAUUGAUCUGAAAGUCACAAUUGGUUCAUUGGUAUUUUUUUUUCUCUCAUGUGUCUAUGGGGACCCGGUGAGAGGUAGGAGCUGAGAAGUUUGGGACAAGUUCUCGGAUAUUAGGGUGCAUAGAGAUGGAGCUUGGGUGUUCGUGGGCGACUUUAAUGAACUGUCUAGAUUUUGACUCGCGCUUAGGAAGCACGGGUUUGCUUUUUAUCUAUUGAUCGAAAACUGAUUUACAAACUACCAUUAUUAUUGUUUCGAACCAUAACAAUUGAGUUUUUAAGUUUUUAUCAUUUGUUUUUUUUUUCUCUUCAAAAUAUGGUAUUUGUUUGAAAUAUGGUAGUUGUUCUAUAAUAAUUGUUUUCAUAUCCGACCUAGAUUCGUGGUUGAACCUAUAGACCUGAUACAUUGUACAUAAUCCGGUUCAAAUUUAUAGAAAAAAUUCGUUAAUUAAAAUCUGAUAGAACCCGGUAAAAACCCUAAAAACUCACUAUUACCCACGAUCUAAUACCAUUGAUUCGAUAAAAACGUAAAAUAUAUGAUAGUAUUUUAAAAAACAAAUAUUUAUUAAAUUACUCAUAUAUUUUUUUGUAUAACAUAAAUUUGUGAUUCUUUAGAAUAUUAUGAAAUUUUAUUAUGUUAUCUAAAUAAAAAAAAAUGAUAAUAAAAAAAAUCUUAUUGAUAUGAUAAUAUUAGUUUAUUUUCGUUAUUAAUAAUAACCUAUUAUAAGUUUGAAUUUCUAUUUUAGAUUUAAAAAUUUGUUUUAAGAUAAUUUUUAAAAUAUUCUUAAACGCUCGUAAUUUCUAUAUCAAUAUUAUGUACAAAUAACAUUAUACACGGAAAAAUGAUAUUCAAGAUAUAUGGUGUAGGAUAUAGAGUUUUGGUUUGUAUUGAAAAUCUGCAUAAUAUUCGAAUUAUCUAUUUUGAAUAUUGAUACAUAGAUUUAUGAAAAUAAUAGUGUUUGUUAAUUAUAAUAUAUUUAUACUUAGAAUAUUUAUAUUAUUUAAAGUUAGCAUAUCGUUUAUAUAUAUAGACCUAUUAUUUAUAAAUCAAUUUAGGUGUAGCUGUAAGACCAAAACAAAAAACUUAAAUGCCAUUAAUGAAUUUUAUUAAUUCCUUGUAAAAAUAAGGGUAUUUUUGAGAAAAUUGUAAUUUUUAUUAAGGGUAUAAUUUGGGAAUGAUCAUCUUUUAAUCGUAUUGAUGCACAAUGAUGAGAAGUUAGGUGGUGUAACAAGGGAAGAACCCACUUUUUGGGACUUCCUAAAUAUGGCUGAAGCUUGUAAAAUCAAGGAGAUGAGAUCCACGGGCAAUACCUUGUCAUGGUCUCGAAAGAGGGACCAUGUUUGGAUACAGUGUCGCCUGGAUUGUGGCAUUGGCAAUGAUGAAUGGCUCCGUCUCUUUCCUCAAUCAUCAACAGAAUAUAUGAGCACGUGGUCAUCAAAUCAUCGCCCUCUAAGAAUAGAGUUUGCUCUGGAACCAGAGAGCUUGAAGAGAGGACGUUUUUACUUUGACAAACGGAUGUAUGGAAAGAGAGGUGUAGAGGAAGCCAUAGUUCGGGGAUGGGAGGCUGAGAAUGACUCCCUGAAUCUAACGGUACUGGAGCGUAUUGCGCGUUGUAGGACAGAGCUAGCUAAACUCAAUAAGGCUAGUGACUGUAACUCCAAAACGCAGAUAGAGAGACUGCAGAAUGAACUCGAUGGAAAAGAUGUGAUCAUAGCGCAUGACAAUGUGAUAAUAGUGCAUGAGCUCGUGCAUGGUUUGAGAAAAAAUGACACGAUCGGACGUCAAAGUAUGGCUGUCAAAACGGACAUGCCUAAAGCAUACAACCGUGUUGAAUAGAAUUUCCUUGAGGUAUUACUUGAGAAGAUGGGAUUCGAUAGAAGAUGGAUCAGUUGGACGAUGUCUUGCAUAAGCAGUCUCUUUCUCUGUAUUUUGCUCAAUGGUAGAUCACAUGGUUUUAUCAAACCCGAGAGAGGGAUAAGGCAAGGGGACCCUCUAUCCUUUUUCUUAUUUAUAAUAUGCGCAUAAGCCCUUGUGCAUGUACUGAAUGUUUCUGAGCUAAAGGAAAACUUCAUGGCGUCAAACUUGCAGCGACAAGCCCUCCAGUUCAUCAUUUGUUGUUUGCAGACGACAGCCUGUUACUGUGUGAUGCUUCUGUCAUUGAGAGUGACGAAAUAACCAGAUGUUUGAAGCUAUAUGGAGACGCGUCAGGACAGCUUAUUAAUCAAACAAAGUCAUUGAUUAUCUUCGGGAGUAGAAUCGAAGAUCAAACUAAAGCUGACAUCAAACUGGCUUUGGGCAUAGAUAGAGAAGGUGGUGAAGGUACGUAUUUGGGACUACCGGAAUGUUUCCAGGGCUCCAAAAAAAACCUUCUCAACUUUAUAAAAGAAAAGCUUGAAGGUAGGCUCCAAGGAUGGUACUCAAAGACUAUCUCUAGGUGCAAAAGAGGUAUUGCUGAAAUCUGUUGCUUUGGCCUUUCCGGUGUAUGCUAUGUCGGUAUUUAAGCUCCGUAAAGACCUCUGUGCAAGGAUCACAAGUGCUAUUGUUGAUACUGGUGGAAUAGUGGAGGUAAAAAAACGGAAGAUCCCAUGGGUGGCAUGGCAAAAGUUGUGUAGACCUAAAGAGCAAAGAGGCUUGGCUUUCAUGAUAUUGGAAGAUUCAACCAAGCGCUCUUAGGUAAACAGGCAUGGAGAAUCUGGAGCAACCCUAACUCGCUAGUUUCAAGAGUACUCAAAGGGAAAUAUUUGAAAAGAGGGACUUUCUUAGACUGUGGUAAAGGCUCACGACCCUCCUUUGCUUGGAGGAACAUUAUGCAUGGUAGAGAGCUUCUAACACAAGGUCUGGUUACGAACAUAGGCAAUGGAACUAGCUCUAACGUGUGGGGUGAAAAAUGGAUCAUUGAUACAAUCCCAAGACCACCUAUGUACAAGGAAAGCAUCACUAUGAAUCUGGCUCUCAACGUGUCCGACUUACUCAUUGAAGGUACAAGCAUGUGGAACCAGAACUUGCUGUUUCAGACUUUUACACCAGAGGAUGUCGAGAGGAUAAUGAUGAUAAGACCAUGCGUGAAUCAGGAGGAUUCAAUACGGUGGGGAUUUACUAAGAGAGGUGAUUACCCUACUCAGAGUGGUUAUAAGUUGUUGGAAGCUUUGGUCGAUUUCAAACAUCCACAGACUAGAGCCUUACCUCUUAUUGAGAGGCAACUUUGGAGGAAUAUCUGGAAAAUUAAAGCACCACCAGAAAGCAAACACUUCAUUUGGAGAGCUCUUUCUGGUGCUCUAGCGGUAAAAGAACGCUUGAUCACUCGUGGUAUUCAGAUGAACAUGAUAGACAUCUAAUAUCAGAUGCUGACGUGGGAAAGGAAUAGAGCAAACUCUCUGGAUGGUUUGGCAGGUUUGCCGUUAGAAGAAGACUCACGAUAGAGACUGAGAUAUAAAUAGAGUUCUCCUUCUUCAUUCGUUCUUUAUGCUUUGAUGUUGCUGUAGAUUGACGCCAUGAGUCAUCUUGACCCGAUCGCCAUGAGAUGGGUGACGAAGGUGAAGCUCGCCAUGAGAGCCUAGCCGGAGUCAAGCUCAAAGCUGUUCGUUUAUCAUCUUGUAAUCUCUGUUCUAGCUUGUACUUGGUGUUGGAGUGAUCAAUAAGAAGAGUCUGAGAGUUAGAGAUAUCUAAACUCUAUCAUUGGUGCGGUGAUACUGGUUCGGAUUCAACGCGGUGCUGCGAUUGUGUGAAGGAGCGGCGAAGACGAAGUGAUCGGAUCAAACUAAGUGGUGCGACAGAGUUGACGGAGCGGUGAAGCAAUUUGAUCGGAGAGUUCGUCCUCGAUCAAUAAUACAAUUUUGUUGGUGACGAGAGUUGAUUCGUGAUUUUACAAGCAAUUGGUGUGUUGGUGAGCCGUUCGAUUGCUGCGAGGUGACGGUGAGCUCGGAUCGUGUGAUUGCGACGGUGUACUCCGAUCGAUCAGACGCAACUGUGAAAUCGGAGCGUGACGAUGAGUUCUGAGAAAGUUACGGUUUUCAGUGGCGUUUCAGGUGAUUUGCGGCCAUGGAUAGCAUAUAUGGAGUUUGGAUUCUCUCUCUUUAAAAAUUUAGAGCUUGACAAGUUAUCUUGGGCUAAGCUAUUCAUGGAUGGUACAGCCAAAGAGUAUGUUAAAAGGUUAGAGAGGAUAUCUCCUUUUAAGAGCUGGCAUGAGAUGAAAUACGCUUUGUUGUUGGUGUUUGGGGAGAAAGAUGAUCCUGAUAAAGUUAGGUUGCAAAUAGAAUCUGAGCAGAAAAUGAAGCGUUGGAUGGAUGAUUAUGAUCGGAAGAAGAAACCAUGGAGAAAGUCUGAAACGAUCCAAGAUGAUGCGAAAAUGAAGCUUACAAUACAUCAUAACGUCAAUUCUCUGGAUAUGAGUGGUUCUGCAGUAGAAGUGAAUUUGGGAGAGGAUGCAGGCUCAAACGAGAAUUCUGUUGAUGAGAUGGAAGUAGAGCAGGAGACAAACUCAUUACUUAUGGAAGAUUCUGAGGAUAAAAUUGUGACAGAAAAUACAGAAAUUGUGAUUAAGAAGGGUUCACUUUCUGUAUUUGAUCACAUAGCAGAUUUUGGAAGUGAAGUAUGAUCUACUGACCUUGUGGCGUUGAGUGAUUCUUUUACACAGUACGAACCGCAGAAGCCAAAUCCAUCAGGUACAGAAGCAACUGAGGAGAAAAUAGUUGACAAAAUUGUAGAGAUGUCUCAGACUCAGACAGAUAUGGUGCAGCAGAUGACUUUAUCAUCGGUGGAUGGAUUGUCUGUGAGUCCUAGUGGUCGUCUUGUUAAUAGUUGCUCGUCACCAGAAUUGAUGCUGAAGCAAGAUUCAUUUCCUAUUGCUGUUCAAGAAUCAAGUUCUGAGACUGUUCAAGCGGAAGAACCAAAUAAGGAGAUAGUGUUACCACCUGUGGUAGAAGUUACAGUGAGAUUGGAUGACUGUCUCGGCUGGAGUAGUUCUUCUCCAGAAAUUUUACUCAAGAAAGAUUCAUUUGGAGAGAUUGACCACGAGAUUGAGUUGCAAGACUCUGCUGAUAAUUUGGUGCUGAAUGAUUUGUCUGUGGAGAAUGAAUUGCAGGUGUCGAAUUCAUCAUCUAUGGAAGAACUCGAGGAAAAAUCUGGGGUGCAGGAGUCUUCUUUGAGGCAUCCAAGCUGCUUCCUUGACCCUGUUUUGUCUAUGAAGUUUAAAGCAACUGCAGAAAGGCCUCACUGUUGGUCAGAGUUUUUGAAGCCUGCAGUAGAGCAUGCCUAUGAUGCGUAUUAUAUUGCUCAGACUGAAGCAAUGCUGCAGAUGAAUCAGCAGUGGACUGAUGUAUCAAGGCAAGGUCGUGGAAACCAACAGAAGUGCCGCAAAACUUGGAAAUUCAAGUUAAAAAAAAGGAAGUUCUCGCAGAGAGUUCCAGGACAGCGUUUCAAAUUCACAGAAAAGAAGUUUAAGCUCAUGAGCAGAGUAGAUAUUAUGGGGGAAGAGACUAUGAAUACGAGAUGGAUGAAGGUUGCAGGUGUCUGGUUUGGGAUUUGGAGGACGUUGAUUAAUGAGGCAGCUAUACGGAAUGUCAAAUGGAACUGUUGUCUUUAUUUGCUUGUCGUGGCAUUCAACAAUAAGAAUUUGCAGGAAGGGGACAAUGCAGUGUAUAGGAGCAGACUGAGACACACACAUACAUCACGAGUGAUAUGUAAAAUGAGAUUGAUUCAACCGGUCAAGGAACUGAAACAGUUUGCUUUAAAGGAUGGCAAGUUUCAAGUGAAGCAUAAAUGGAGGUUUAAAUCUGCUUCAGUUUGGUCAAAUGGGGUCUUCUCAUGAAAGUUUUUCUAUCAUGUUAAUCAGUCCAAGCUUGUGGGCAAGCUUGUCUUUGAGGGAUGGAGUAUAUACGAGAAUAAGAGUGUGUGGGCUGAUAGAGGUUGAGGUGAUUUGGUGCGUUAGCCAACUGUGGGAAAAAGAAGUACGAAUUACACAUUAUCUGUUACAAGUUGUGAAGCAUCUACUGAAUGAUAAAAGAUGCAAGUGGUGGAUAUACAUCAAGAGUCAGUUACAACAAGUUCUCGUACAACAAAGGCAUACGUGGAAGAAGUGUCCCAAGACAUGGAUGUUCAAAUAUAAAGCUAGAAUAAAGCACACGCAAGCUCUGCCAUUACAUGUUUUGCUUAGUCUGUGGAGGUGUUCUUGCUUUGUUUGGCAUCGCUGGAGAAGUAAGGAUGAUUCCACUUGUCCUUCUGAGAUGGUUGGCGUAUAAGAGUGGCAAAAAAAAAUGUAUAGAGAUUGAAGCGGGAACGUUAAAGGCAUAUAGACUUUCUCAAUGGAGCUGCACGUCAGUUUAUGAAUGCAUAAGAUGGUGGUUUCUUUUCAUACAAGCUUGAGGGCAAGCUUGUUUUGGUUGAGGGGAGUAUUGAUAGACAUCUAAUAUCAGAUGCUGACGUGGGAAAGGAAUAGAGCAAACUCUCUGGAUGGUUUGGCAGGUUUGCCGUUAGAAGAAGACUCACGAUAGAGACUGAGAUAUAAAUAGAGUUCUCCUUCUUCAUUCGUUCUUUAUGCUUUGAUGUUGCUGUAGAUUGACGCCAUGAGUCAUCUUGACCCGAUCGCCAUGAGAUCGGUGACGAAGGUGAAGCUCGCCAUGAGAGCCUAGCCGGAGUCAAGCUCAAAGCUGUUCGUUUAUCAUCUUGUAAUCUCUGUUCUAGCUUGUACUUGGUGUUGGAGUGAUCAAUAAGAAGAGUCUGAGAGUUAGAGAUAUCUAAACUCUAUCAGAACACUACGUGACUCUGUUGUAAUCAAGCAGCUGAAAGCAUUUGCCAUGUAUUGUAUGGGUGUGACAAAGCACAUGAAGUUUGGGAACUAGCUAACGUGCCUUUUCCAACUUCGGGCUUCUCAAGGAAUUCAGUGUUCUUAAACUUUGUACGUACCUCUUAAAACGCGGAAUCUUUUCCCAUGGUUAGUUUGGGAGCUAUGGAAGGCGAGGAACGCUUUGGCGUUUGAAAAUAAAUCUAUAUCGGCUCACACCAUUGCUGCCAAAGCUUUUGAGGAAGCGUACUCUUGGCAGAACACCCUGAACCUUACUGAGAACUUUGGUGGCCUCUUGAAGAGGGGGAGUCAAAGCCUAUAGGAUGGAUAAAGCCAACCGGGGGAUAUCUGAAGUGCAAUAUAGGCUCAUCAUGGAUAAGUUCGAGGCAACCGAGUGGGGAUUCAUGGAUCUUACGUGAUGAUAAAGCUAGAACAAUCAUGCACUACACUGGGCUGUGAAACCAAUGACUGAAGCGGCUUCGAAGGUCAUAUUCCUUCAUGAGAUCCAAGACUGAAGCGGAUCUCUGGGCACUACACUGGGCUGUGAAAUGCAUGAAAAACACUCAUCAAAGAAAGUUUAUCUUCGAAGCGUCCUCUGAACAGAUACGAGAGGUUCUCUGUAACCAAGCUCAAUUUCCAGGGUUCAGAAGUAUUGUGGGGAUGAUCAAUAACCAGCUCACUAGGAUCGAGAUAUGGAGUCUUGACUAUGCAUUACCAAAACGAAACGAGGCUGCAAAUGCCAUUGCAGUGAGCGUUACGCGUGAUAGACGUCACCAGUCAAUCAUGUCACUAGUCAGUCAUACAUUGCUCACAAUGAACCGGUUUGGCUGCACCAUUUGUUAUCUUUGGAAGCUCAAUCCAACUAGGGUAAGGGGUGAAACCUAUCACCAAAGAAAUCUAUCACCAAAGAAAGAUCCUCCCAAGAUCAUAUGUUUCUCUUACCUUCUCCGGUGUCUACUGACAUCUUUUUAUCUUCUUUCCUUCUGUUAUUUGUUUCUUUUUGUUUCAUCUCAGUGUUGUGGUUAUGAGACAAUAUCGAGCUAAGCUCGCGUUGUAAGGUUAUUUUCAGUGUUAUAAAAAAAAGAAAAACAGAAAGAAGAAAGUGACUGAAUGA